Molecule: messenger RNA, 706 nt
Organism: Brassicogethes aeneus
Lineage: Eukaryota; Metazoa; Arthropoda; Insecta; Coleoptera; Nitidulidae
Source: the annotation of a GenBank genome assembly
AAGUUGGCAAAUUUUUGACAGCAAAUAGAAGAAGAUUAACCUCAAAUCCGAGAAUUUUAUUUUGCUUAAUAACAUUUAAAUAAAUGAAUACUUUAACACAAAAUUGUGGACGUUUCGUCCACCACUCAUUGCUUUCAAGUUUAUUAAGCAGAACAGUAGCCUACAAAAGUGCACUAUCCUUGGAAAAUUUGUACCCCAAUAGCAGUGCAAAAUUGAUUACGCCCGCGAAACCCCCUGUGGAUCCAAAAGAAAAAUUUAGUGGCUUUAUUCCAAUCGAAGAGUUAGAUAUAACUUACAGCCGUAGUUCGGGGCCUGGUGGUCAAAAUGUGAAUAAAGUCAACACAAAAGUUGAUGUUAGGUUUAAAAUUGAGUCUGCCAAAUGGAUAAAUGACGACAUAAAACCGAAAUUAUUAGAAAAAUUUAAAGAAAAAAUCACCAAAGAAGGUUACCUAGUCUUCCGCUCUGAUCUAACGAGAUCACAGCAAUUGAAUUUGGCAGAUUGUUUGGAGAAAAUCCGGUGUUCCAUAAGGAAUUCAUUGUAUGAGAAGCCAGAACCCACUCCAGAAACUGAGGAAAAAAUUAGGAGAAGAUUUGAAAGAGCAGCUCGGGAACGUUUAGCAAUAAAAAGACAGAGAUCAGAUGUUAAAAGUAGCAGACAAGCUCCAAGUGUAGAAAUGUAAAUAAAAUUUAGUAUUUUUAAUGUUAA